Erythranthe guttata (spotted monkey flower) is the source of this 898-nucleotide messenger RNA. RefSeq lists its product as uncharacterized. Gene Ontology annotation, cellular component: membrane. Lineage: Eukaryota; Viridiplantae; Streptophyta; Magnoliopsida; Lamiales; Phrymaceae. The record is from RefSeq and is a predicted model, not a curated record. Gene Ontology annotation, biological process: intracellular protein transport; protein targeting.
AGAAGAUUGGAUUUUUUUAAUUUUGAAUAAAAAUAGAUUGUGCGCCGUCGAACUAUUUCAAUCUUCAAGUUUAAAUUUCCUUGGCUAAACCCUUCCCAUCUCCGACCACCGCCGUCAACCACCGUCCGCCGCCGCCGGAGUCUGCUUCGAUUUCUACCUUCAAAUUCCAGACCCAUCACUCCAUUUGCUGCUAUAUUUGUAGUCAGCUUCACAUAUCGAUGGCAGCAAUUUCCGGAUCAAUUUUGAAUUUCUCAGGUUUCAAAAGUUCGACUGCUAGUGCAGUUCAAUUUAAACCCCCGUUCCCGAUUCGGAACGAUGAUAUGUACCGAUUCCGUAAAUUUCACAGUGGAAAUGCAUUAGUUUCAACAAGAAUUCCAAAUUCCCCGACCCUGUAUUUUCGCCGUCGUCGGUGUUCUCGCCCGACACGUGUUUUGUCUGCGGGAAGAAACUAUCAGCUAAACCAGAAUGACGACUUUUGGACAGAGCCUUUUUGGUUAAACCCGAUUCGCGAGGCAUUCUGGAAUACUCGAAGUCUACUUCUUUUUUUAAUCGAACAGCCAGGCCAGCUAAAGUAUAUCGAGUGGCCAAGCUUUCAGAGCACACUGAAAACAGCAACGCUGACUCUUGUUCUAGUGGCGAUGCUUAUUGUUGCACUGUCAUCAGUUGAUUCAGCCCUGUCCUUUUUACUGGCUUUCUUUCUGAGAAGAAAGGCAUGACAUCAUCACUUCAAAUAUGAUGUUAUUUUAUGGUACGUGACGAACAAAGAUAUCGAUUGUAAGCAUAAUUUGUAUCGUUCCAUCGAUUUAUAAAAUAGGGAGCAGCAGUUUGACUAUAAGAGGAGAAGUAACUUAUCAAUGAAGUUAUUUUAGAGAGAGAGAGAGAGGUGUUUUCUUCAUAA